ACCACGGGAGAUGCUGGACCGGCACGAAAGUAAGGAGAGGAGAAGGAGGACUCUGCACGUCACAUUGGCCAUCCAUUGUUCUAGCCGCCUGCCCGGUCCCAGACCUGAUUGCCCAUUAACUCAUCGAUGCCAACCUGGAGUGCGUGGACCUAGCUGGAUCUAAUAAAGACCCGAGGCCAUCCGCCAUCACCCCUUCGUCACUUGUGUAUUCCAUUCCCAAUCACCUUCCUCCAUCCUCCCAGCAAAACAAAACGAAGCCACUAUCGCCCGCGACCAGCAAUCUCUUCUUCUCCCAUAGCUAGGCCGUCACCAGCAACAACUCGCCCAACAUGUCCAAGUCAAGGAUCCCCGUGAUGCUCGGUCUCGCCGGCGCCGGCGGCGUUGGAUACUACCUGUACCAGUCUGGCGGAAACACGAAGGUUGCCCAGAAGCAAUUCGAGCACGACAUGCACAGCGCAUCGACCAAAGUCAAGAGCGAGCUUCCAGGACGCGGAAGGGAGUAUGAGAAGGAGGCCGAGAAGCUCGGCGCACAAGCCGGUGCCAAGUUCGACACUGCUACGGCGAAUGCGAAGGCAGAGGCUGCAAAGCUGGAGGCCUACGCAAGGGACGCCAAGGCCGGCGCGAUGAAGAAGGUGGACGAGUUCGACCGCAAGGUCGAGGACGGCGCGGCCAAGGCCAAAGGUGGCAUUUCUGGCUGGUUUGGUGGAAAAUAGGAAGAUGUGCAAUGGUUCCAAUCGUCAACCUUUUCCCCCCCUCUGGACGUUGGCUUUUCUUUCUCGGUAAUUCCCCCAUUCUGCUCUUCGCUUUCACGCCCGUGGAGGGUAGGACUGUAUAUUACAAAGGCCGGAUUGGACUUCGAUUGAAGCAUAACUGCCCCAACUGCAUCAUGUCGCCGAAUCCGUAUGAAUCGAGACCGGGCUACCUGAGCUUGCAAUGCUUGCUACUGGUGCUGUCUUGAAACCCACGUCAUUUGCACCUUGAUCGAUUCUGACAACGGGCCACGCGAGAUGCGAGUGGGGCCGCGACGUGUGGAAAGGUGGAGA
Gaeumannomyces tritici R3-111a-1 is the source of this 1043-nucleotide messenger RNA. RefSeq lists its product as hypothetical. Lineage: Eukaryota; Fungi; Ascomycota; Sordariomycetes; Magnaporthales; Magnaporthaceae. The coding region runs from base 330 to 713 and encodes 127 amino acids. The transcript has 3 exons. The record is from RefSeq and is a predicted model, not a curated record.